AUGGAAAAUCCUCAGGAACCUUCUCUUCUAGAAUACGCCCGAUUCUACGGGAUCGCCCGUGAUUUCGCGGCAGUCGAUCCACUCACAUACAUCGACGAAACCACAUCUGAAACUCCACUUCCCAGGGAUGCUCUAUCGGAAUUUCAAGAUUAUAUCUACGAGACACAGAGGAACGUUGAAAAUGAUCUCCACAAAGAAAAGCUCAGUGUCAGGAAAGAAAGCGCUCGUUUGCUGGCAUCGGUGAUCCAAGAUGCCAGAGCAGAAAAAUUAGACAUAGAUUGGGAUGAGAUCCUACCUAAAUUCAGCCAAGUUGAUGAGCUUAAGGUGCAACUUCCAAUUCUUUUCGAAGACAACAUCGUGGAUACGUUGCGAUAUACAAGUCCGUUACGUUACGACGAGAACAAGAUCGAAACACGUCCUCUCGAUGAAUCCUGCCAGAAACUCGAGGAUGAGGAUAUUAAGGCCGAUAUUUUAGCCAAGGCUGACCAAGUUCUGAAGGAUAUUAUGCCAGAGAAGUUGAAGUGUAGCAGAGAGUCGAUGUUGUUGAUACAAAAAGCCAGAGACUGUGGAACUCUUCCCUUCGCAGAUCUAGAAGGUCUUUUAGACAACAUGAUGAUCUCCGGUCAGGAAGAACACAGUCCUUCGAAAUCUCCACUGUUACUUCUAUCAGACGUCGAUGAAACGUAUUAUCGAAGUCCCUCGCCAGCUUCCAUCUCAUUGAUGUCGCCCAGCCCCGCUUCAUCUGGCUCCUUUGAGCUUGAGACGCAGUGUAACAGAAGAUCACCCCAUUCAGACUCAAAGAAAUCAAACUGUGCGGUAGAACAAAGUAAGGUAGAAGGCAGUCCUAUAGGCGACGACCGAAUUCAACCAGACCAUAAAGUAUCACUUGACCGAAGCAAAGCAGAAAUGGAAACAGUUGGAGGCGACAGCGCCAUUCAGGCUACUCCAGAAGAGGAUAAAAGAAGUGAAGAACAACGUUUUCCGGGUGUUUCUCAACAGAUUGGUGAUAAUACCAACUCCCUUGAUUCAGAUUCAUCAGUCAUAUUUCUUAUGCAAGAGAGCAAGUGCAUGCCAAUCGGGUGCACUUCAACGCACGAGGGAUCAAGUCGAUCAUCCAGUGUUAUGAUUGUCGAGGGGGAAUGUCAGACCACAAGCAAGCUGUCAGAUCAUAUCUCGACUUUCGGUUCCCCUUCGGUAAUAGACUCUCUCAAUCGAGAUUCUACGCAGUAUCAGGAUGUUCAACAAUACCCCAUAUCAAAAAUGCAUUCCUCACAGCAACCAAACUCGAAAAACCAUGCUGACGGUUAUUUACAUACAUUUCAAGACCACGGAAGUGUGGAAGACAUUGUCCAAACAAAAUCUGGACAACGACAAUUGUCUGAGCAUGAUACAGCGACUCCUCAACUCGAAAGUGACAAGACGGCCAUGUAUGCGUCACCAGAUGCCGCUAUACCUGAUACCAAUACUUCCUCAGAUACAGUAUCUAAUAUAAUAGAUUGCGAAGUCCCAGUAGACACAGUGUUGGGGGGACAAAAACGAAAACACGAGGAGAGGCAGGAUGUGUCCCGGAAAGACCGCAGACUUGAUCAGCCAUUAACCACAUAUCUAGCUAACGACAAAUGCAAGUAUACGCUGCCAUCACAGUCGUCGAUUUUGGGUUCCUUGUCUACCUUUAUGGAGGCUAGAGGCCGGGUCGAAAGGCGACAAGUAACGGCCGUCAGUCCAUACUUUACCAACAAUAUGCGGGUUGAGGAUAUCGUAGGACAUCAGGGUCCAGUUAUAGAUGCUAGGAAGCUCCACGAAUAUGAAGGACGAAAAUAUAUGCUAGAGGAGGUACAACCUCUAGGGUUAGAGCUUACAAAACAACGGUAUCCUCAAUACCCUCAACUACAAGUCCAAAAUAACGAGCAACCGCUACUCUUCUUAUCAACUGCACUUCUCAAAAGCCAUCUCCCAGUUAUUCAAGGCCUCGAAAGAUUAAAGAGCCCUCCAGCUAUGAUAUACAGAGACUAUGAUGUGCUCAUCCGAAAUCAGCCCGUUCCUCGCAUCUGGGUUCCAACUCAAGUAAACACCAAACACGAUCUCCCCAAAGAGGCAGACAUCAUUGUCUCACCGACAACCGGGAUCAUACUUACUACUCUACAAGCUACUACGCAGCUAUAUCUUCCUGGCCAUAAGCCUAACCCACAGACGAACGGUACUAAGUGCAUCAACUCGCCGCUCCGCGAACGUAUCUUCCUCCUAGCUCCGCGAUACAAAUAUCUCUACGUAUUUGUUGCUCAUGGCACAAGUUCUCCAAGAAGUGGACGAGGGGAUGCUUCACGAUGGACAGCGGAUAGACGGUUGUUGGCGUCUUUUACAUCACUAAUAGCUUUCUGUGAUUCGAUGUCAGCGGAUUCAACUAUCUCUCCGAUAUUGAUUUCCCCAUCGUCUGAUACAAUUAUAGGAUGGAUACUGGCACUAGCUCACAAGCACGCUAUUCAAUUGUCUACUGAUACUGUUAAUCUACCGCAAAGCAUAGCAUUUACGCCCGUGAACCCUGCGCCGAAGAUCACGUUUGAUACAGAGGCUAUGGAGGAUGAAACUCGUUGGGAAUUAUUCCUCCGCCGAGUUGGGUUGAAUCCGUAUGCUGCACAAAUCAUAUUGACCGUCUUGAGACACAAAGCAGAAACUCCCAUACGCAACAAUGUUUCCAGUGCACUAGAUGACGUCGAGAAUGAGGUGAGCAGCCUCUCCAGAUUUAUCGAGAUGUCACCGGAGCGUCGACAAGGAGUCUUUCCAGACAUGAUAGGAAAGAAGAUUGAUGCAAUUCUUGAAAAGGACUGGCAAUGUGACUGGGCAUUGAACUUUGAUUAUUGA
This is a messenger RNA of Aspergillus pseudotamarii, 2859 nucleotides long. RefSeq lists its product as uncharacterized. Lineage: Eukaryota; Fungi; Ascomycota; Eurotiomycetes; Eurotiales; Aspergillaceae. The coding region runs from base 1 to 2859 and encodes 952 amino acids. The record is from RefSeq and is a predicted model, not a curated record. The transcript has 3 exons.